GACGUAAUAACGUCGCUAUCUUUAAAUUGAGGAACGAUGCUGGCAAUUUUGCCCAAUAGCUCUAAAUAGCUGCAGUAGAAAUAAAGAAGAAGAACCGUAAAAUACCUACUAUUUUUAUUUAAAUUUAUAACUUGCUGUUUUUGUAAUAAACAUCGAGUAACUAGUAAGAGAGUUACAUAAUAUGUUUAUUAAUGGAUUUUGAAAAUCAAAGACUGGCUCUACUCUAUGGUUCACAAACAGGCAAUGCUCAGGACUUAACGGAACGUCUAUAUCGAGAAUCGAAACGAUUUUAUUUCGGAAGUGUUGUGAAGUCGCUAGACCAAUACAACGUAAUAGAUCUAGUCAAGGAACAGUGCGCGAUAUUUAUUUGUUCAACUACGGGUCAAGGAGAAGAGCCAGAUAACAUGAAACAUUUUUGGAAGUUUUUGUUAAGAAAAAGUUUACCAUCCAACUCUUUAUGCUCCCUAAAAUUUGCAGUGCUAGGUUUAGGAGAUUCAAGUUACCCAAAAUUUAAUUUCGUAGCAAAAAGACUGCAUAAGAGAUUACUCCAAUUAGGAGGUCAGAGCAUAAUUCCUUUAGGAUUGGGGGAUGACCAACAUGAUUUGGGAUAUGAUGCUGUGGCUGACUUGUGGUUUCAACAAUUAUUUUCACAAUUGUUACAAUUGUAUCCUUUACCCAAUGGAGUUUCGCCUCUGCCAAAAAACCUAAACAUCAAAUCAAGAUGGAAUGUUUUUAUUAGAGAUAGCAAAAAUUUUGAUGAUCAUCGGAAUAUCUUGUGUAAGACACAAUCUAUUUAUUAUUCAACUAGUCAAAGUGGAGACUUUACUUCCAAGGUGAUAGCAAAUGAACGUAUAACAGAUGUCGCCCAUUUUCAAGAUAUUAGAUUAUUAAAACUACAAAGUAAAGGCAAAAAAUAUUGCCCUGGAGAUGUCCUAGUACUCAGACCUAGAAAUUUGUCUUGGAAAAUUAAAGAGUUUAAAGAAAUUCUCUCCACAAAUAAUAUUCAUAUUUCUGAUGAUACUGUAUUUCAAAUAAUAGAAAAAAGUACAGAUAUACCAGUACCAGAAAUUUUCAAAUCAGAAGUGACUUUUCAACAACUUUGUGAAGAAUAUUUUGAUUUAUUUUCAAUACCACGAAGAUCAGUUUUCAAAAUUUUAGCUCAGCUUACUGACAGUGAAUUAGAAAAAGAAAAAUGUUUGGAAUUUUGUGCCGCAGAAGGGCAACAAGAGAUGUAUUCAUAUGUCCAUCGGCCAAGAAGAAAUAUAGUUGAAAUUUUGCAAGAUUUUCCACAUGCUACAAAAAAUUUAACUCCUGAUAUGUUAUUUGAGAUAUUGCCUCCAAUUAAAGCAAGGGAGUUUUCUAUAGCCAGCAGCUUUGCAAUCCAUAAAAAUGAAAUACAUCUGCUGGUAGCUGUGGUAAAAUACAAAACCAAACUUAUGAAAGAACGUCUUGGAUUGUGUUCGAACUAUUUGGCAGAUUUAAAGCCUGGUGAUGAUGUUACUAUCUGGAUUAAAAAGGGAUGCUUCAAGUUUCCUCAGCAUUUGGAUUCUCCAGUUAUUAUGGUGGGUCCAGGUACCGGUGUCGCGCCAUUUAGAAACUUCAUAUUCGAUGUUUUAGACCAAAUAACUAAUCCUUGUCAUUUAAUGUUAUUUUAUGGAUGUAGAUAUAAAGAUAAAGAUUUUUUAUGCAGGGAAGAAUUUGAACGUUUAAGUAUCCAGAACCAAUUAACUUUGAUAUGUGCAUUUUCCAGAGACCAAGAAGAGAAAGUUUAUGUGCAGCAUAAAAUUGAACAGAAUGGGGUAAUGGUGUGGGAAGCAUUGCAAAAAAACGCCCGUAUAUAUAUUGCAGGCAAUUCAAAAAAUAUGCCUCAAGGAGUUAGAGAAUCAUUUGUGAAAGUAUGUCAGAAACAUGGCGCAAUGUCUGAAAAUGAAGCCCUUCAGUUUAUCAACAACAUGGAAAAAAAGGGCCUAUAUCAAACAGAAUGUUGGUCUUAAUUAUUUAUUAGACAACAAAUGAAAUUAGAUGGAUGUUUUUUAAAAUAGUAAAAUAAUAUAGACAUAUUUUGUUACUGACUUUCUUUGUCCAUAAAAAAAACUAAAUAGAAAAUAGUUAAUCAACUAAAAACCUAAAACCAUGUGGUAUAGACUGUUGG
Cylas formicarius (sweet potato weevil) is the source of this 2152-nucleotide messenger RNA. RefSeq names its product NADPH-dependent diflavin oxidoreductase 1. Bases 192 to 1994 code for a protein of 600 amino acids. NCBI's taxonomy places the organism in Eukaryota, Metazoa, Arthropoda, Insecta, Coleoptera, Brentidae. The record is from RefSeq and is a predicted model, not a curated record. Gene Ontology annotation, molecular function: FMN binding; NADPH-hemoprotein reductase activity; flavin adenine dinucleotide binding. The transcript is spliced from 6 exons. Gene Ontology annotation, cellular component: cytosol.